AUGUCUCAUUCCUCUGCCACUGAGUCUCCCUGGCUCCUCGGGCAAGUCCUCGUCUCCCUCCCUCUCUGUCUCUCUGGGCUCGAGUGUCUCCAUCUCUACAGAUCGCUAUCGCUCGCGCUGAGUCACCCCAACAUCGCAACCAGACCUCCGUGCCCACGCGGAGCCGAGCUGGCGCGGGCCUCGAUUGGCGUUGCUGACAUGCAAAUGGGCCGCUUUGCAUGGGCCGCCUGCCAGCCUCCUUGGAUGUCAAGGAUCCUCGCCCGGGACGAGGAGUGUGAGGGGGUGCGGCCCCAGCAAUGUGCUCACCUGCCUCAAUGUGGCAACCGGCAGUGCGCAGCCAGAGGUGCUAGGAGCAGCUGGCGGCAGAGGCAGCUGGAGGGAGAAUUUUGGUGGCGGAGGAGAGAGAAGCUGGCAGCCCCACCGGGCACCACUUUUGGCGGAGGCUGGCCAGGCUGCGGUUACCUGUCGGCGAGCAGGAUGGUGAAUCUGGACAUGAUGCACGCAGAUAUCAAGAUGAGCGGCGAUGUGGCAGACUCCACAGAAGCACGCAGCAAUGGCACUCAUGCAGAACCUGGAAAUGAACGAAACUGCCUGGAUUUCAACAGACAGAUCAAGACAGAAGACCUCAGUGAUUCCUUGCAAAGCGCCAUUCCUUCCCGACCGAGCCAUCUCGUGCAAGGGCCCUCGAUGAUGCCCGGAGGCCAAAUCUCUGGGGAUAUGAGUUCUCUUCACACUUUGCAGCAGCUCGUGCAAGUCCCAGGCCACAUGCAAUCCGUCCCCCUGUUCCUGCUUUCUCAGGCCCCGACAGGGCAACAAGCUCUGCAGUCAAACCUUCUCUCCUUCCCUCAGCAGCAGAGCGGGCUCCUCCUCCCACAACACGGACACAGUUUAGCAUCUCAGGCGGUGGGACGUCCCGGGCACCCUGGCUCCUCGUUAGAGCCCCACCUGGAGGUCCCUCAGCAUUUACCAGUCGCCAAACACUUGCCAUCCUCAGCAGCAGCCGAUGAAGCCAACGACCUAGAAGAGCUAGAGAAGUUCGCCAAGACUUUCAAACAGAGGCGAAUCAAACUGGGUUUCACGCAGGGUGAUGUGGGCCUGGCCAUGGGCAAGCUGUACGGCAAUGACUUCAGCCAGACCACCAUUUCUCGCUUCGAGGCCCUCAACCUGAGCUUCAAGAACAUGUGCAAGUUAAAACCACUGCUGGAGAAAUGGCUGAGUGACGCAGAAUCUUCCCCUUUAGACUCUUCUGUGAGCACCCCCACUUCUUACCCAUCAGUGAGUGAAAUGUUCGGGCGCAAGAGAAAGAAACGCACCAGCAUCGAGACCAACAUUCGCUCCACGCUGGAGAAACGGUUCCAAGAUAACCCCAAGCCCAGCUCAGAGGAGAUCUCGAUGAUUGCCGAACAGCUGUCCAUGGAAAAGGAGGUGGUCCGGGUCUGGUUCUGCAACCGGCGCCAGAAAGAGAAGCGCAUCAGCUGCCCGAUGCCCUCCCCCAUCAAAUCACCCCUCUACAACUCCAGACUGAUUUCUACCUCAGGAUCUUUGGGUCCCCUCCCUGUCACGUCUGUCCACAGCACCAUGCACGGGGCAGUGACGUCUUCAUGUUCUCCUGGCAACUCCAGCCGGCCUUCAUCUCCUGGCACGGGACUGCACGCCAGCAGCCCCGGCAUGUCCCAGACUAACUCCAAAGCAGCCAUCAACUCGACCAGUUUCAACUCUUCUGGGUCGUGGUACCGAUGGAACCAACCCACCUACCUCCACUGAAGCCUCGCUGCCUACAGGUCAACCACAUCCACCUUUCUCUCCUC
Molecule: messenger RNA, 1808 nt
Organism: Euleptes europaea (tarantolino)
Lineage: Eukaryota; Metazoa; Chordata; Lepidosauria; Squamata; Sphaerodactylidae
Gene: POU2F3
Product: POU class 2 homeobox 3
Exons: 14
Coding region: 1-1764 (587 amino acids)
Biological process (GO): regulation of transcription by RNA polymerase II
Cellular component (GO): nucleus
Molecular function (GO): RNA polymerase II cis-regulatory region sequence-specific DNA binding; DNA-binding transcription factor activity, RNA polymerase II-specific
Source: RefSeq, a predicted model, not a curated record